CACGGUGCUGCAAAUGGUUUUAGGUAUAAAGAAAUGCCGCUAAGAAAAAAAAACUGCUAGAAAAUUCUACCGAUCGAGUGAUGUUAAUAGUGUUUUCUUUUAUCACAAAAUUGUUGUAUUUAUGCUCGGGCAGGUUUUUAAGUGCGUUCAAAGACUAAUUGGAAUUAAUUUACCGCGAAUGGUUUCAGAAUGAAUAACAAAUCAACUUUGUUAGUUUUUUUCAUUAAAUGUUCUGCAGCAGUGACUGCGGGGUAUAACAUCCCAGCAAGUCACGGCUACCGAAGCUUUAAUGCAUUAAAAGAAAGUGCAAGUUAUAAGGCCUUUGCGUAAGAAAGGAUGAAUGAUUGAUUACAUGUACAUAAGAGUUUCAGUUAAAAUAGUCAAUUUAGGCGUACGAAAUUCAUGGAAGCUUUAACAGAAACCUCAGUUAGCGCUUUUGGUUAUUAACCGGUGAAUAAACCAAUUGACUUACAGUGAUCAACAAACCUGUUUUCUAGUCACACAAACACUCAUCGCUGCAAUCUUAAUCAACAUGGCAACAGCCGGCACAAUCGCACCUUCGUUAGCGGCCAGUCGCAAUCUCUUUGCCGCGGAUAUUUUCCAAGCGUUAGCGCAGACGCGUGCACAGCAAAAUGUCGUCUUUUCACCAGCGUCCGUACAGAGUUGCUUGGCGCUAGCCUUUCUGGGCGCUGAAGGCGAAACGGCACAACAACUGCGCAGCGGCUUGCGUUUGCCAGCCGCGUUGGAUAAACCAAGCAUUGCGGCAGAUUAUGCGGCGUUUCUGCAGAAGAACUUCCAUAAAGACGCGAAUGCAGCGGAGGAUGCACCCAAAUUGCGCAUGGCUAAUCGUGUGUACGUCAAUGAGUCGCUGGAAUUGUCGGCAAAGUUCAAUGAACUUGCCAAAACUAGUUUUGAGUCUGUAGCGGUGCCAACGAAAUUCGCCGACGCCGCGAAUGCAGUACAAACCAUUAAUACGUGGGUAGAGCAUGAAACUGAGGGCAAAAUCAAGAACUUAUUACAACCAGAUGCCGUGGAUGCGGACACCAGCGCCAUUUUGGUGAAUGCGAUUUACUUUAAAGCCAAGUGGCUGCAUCCUUUCAGUGAGUUCUCAACUUCGGAACAUGAGUUCCGCAUGAGCGACGGCCAAACGUCAUCGGUGCCUACGAUGUACGGCGAUGAGCGUGUGAAAUAUGGCGAGUUAGCGGAUUUGGAUGCGAAAGCUAUCGAGUUGCCCUAUAAAAAUUCGGAUUUGUCAAUGCUGGUGCUUUUGCCCAAUAAAGUUGACGGUUUGGCGGCGUUGGAGCAAAAGUUGACGAAUGCUGAUCUGAAUUUGAUCGUCGAACGUAUGCGUGGCGCCGAUGUAGAUAUAUUUUUGCCAAAGUUUCGCAUUGAAUUCGAGGUGGAUCUGAAGCAACCGCUGCAGCAGCUAGGUAUGGUAGACAUGUUCAGCGGAUCAGCUGAUUUUAGCAGCCUUUUUGCGUCAGGUCCACAACAAAGAGUUGAUGAUGUCAAGCACAAGGCGUUCCUCGAUGUGAAUGAGGCUGGUUCCGAGGCGGCCGCGGCCACAUUUAUGAAAAUCGUGCCCAUGAGCCUGAACUUGAAUCAAAAAAUAUUCAAGGCGGAUCAUCCAUUUGUGUUUGCGAUACGAAAUAAGGAGGCCGUCUACUUUGUAGGGCAUGUAGCGAGGUUGUAAAGCAACUGAAUGUAUUGAGUGAAGAUUUUGAAAGAAAAAAAUUCGAAUAUAUUUGUAAAAUAUUUUUUAAUUUAAUAAAAAAUAUAUUCACUAACGGAA
Messenger RNA from Bactrocera neohumeralis, 1792 nucleotides. RefSeq names its product serine protease inhibitor 42Dd-like. The record is from RefSeq and is a predicted model, not a curated record. Bases 533 to 1693 code for a protein of 386 amino acids. Gene Ontology annotation, molecular function: serine-type endopeptidase inhibitor activity. The transcript has 4 exons. Lineage: Eukaryota; Metazoa; Arthropoda; Insecta; Diptera; Tephritidae.